AUGUCCCACCUAAUCCACCAACUCGGCCUCCCCCAAACCUUCGGCUUCUCCGACGUCUUCUCCAUCGACGAACCCGACCUCCUAGCCUUCGUCCCCCGUCCCUCCCACGCUCUCCUCCUCGUCUUCCCCGUCUCCCAAACCUACGAAGCCUCGCGCCUCUCCGAAGACUCGCCCCUCUCCGAAUACACAGGCUCGGGACCGAAUGAGCCAGUUAUGUGGUUCAAGCAAACGAUUCGGAAUGCGUGCGGGUUGAUCGGACUGCUACAUGCGGUGUCGAACGGCGAGCCGAGACGGAAUAUUGUGAAGGGGUCCGAUUUGGAGAAAUUGUUAGCGGAGGCAGAGGCAUUGGGGCCAGUUCAGAGGGCGGAUUUGCUGUAUGAGAGUAAAGCAUUGGAGAGCGCUCAUGCGGAUGCAGCGAGGCUGGGGGAUACGCAGGCGCCCGGUGCGGAGGAUAGUGUCGAUUUGCAUUUUGUGGCGUUUGUGAAGGGGAGUGAUGGGCGGUUAUGGGAGUUGGACGGACGGCGGAAGGGACCGUUGGAGAGGGGGGUUUUGGAAGAGGAUGAGGAUGCGUUGAGUGAGAAGGCGUUGGACUUGGGGGUGAGGAGGUUUUUGAAAACGGAGGCGGCUGGGGGGAACCCGGAUUUGAGGUUUAGUUUGGUUAGUUUAGGGCCUGUUUUUGAUUGA
Messenger RNA from Aspergillus chevalieri, 684 nucleotides. RefSeq names its product ubiquitin carboxyl-terminal hydrolase. The record is from RefSeq and is a predicted model, not a curated record. Gene Ontology annotation, molecular function: cysteine-type deubiquitinase activity. Gene Ontology annotation, biological process: protein deubiquitination; ubiquitin-dependent protein catabolic process. The coding region runs from base 1 to 684 and encodes 227 amino acids. The transcript has a single exon. Lineage: Eukaryota; Fungi; Ascomycota; Eurotiomycetes; Eurotiales; Aspergillaceae. Gene Ontology annotation, cellular component: cytoplasm.